AUGCCCGUGAUUGAUUCUGAUCUCAUCAGGGACGUAUCGCAGUACUUCAUCGACUAUCCCAUUGAGAAGCCAUACGACAAGAAAUUCGGUGAACUCGGCCGACGCUGUCGAGUCUUGCGUGACUGGUUGACUUACGCUGAGAAGGCCGAUCCCACCACCCGAGAUGUCCUCCUCGCUGCUGUCGAACGAGUAGCUCUAUCGACGUUUCCCUAUCUGCAAAACCCCUCGAUACAACCUCCAUCGGAGCGUCCCAUCUCGGAUCUUCGUUCUUCUUUUGAGCCUGGCUCAGCAGGCAUCGUAGUCCCAACCAGCGACAAGACCCUCCGGUUUGCCGCGCAUCUCAUCGGUUCUAUCCGUUCUGUCCUGGGAUCCAACCUGCCCAUCCAAGUCGUCUAUGCCGGUGACGCCGAUCUGGGGCCACAGAGCCGAGAUUAUCUAUCCAGUUUGGCUGAGCAGGGCCCACCCAUCGAAUUUCUUAACAUCAUGGCCGUCUUCGAUGACAGCACGCUGCAACUGCAAUCGGGCGGGUGGGCAAUCAAGGCGUUUGCCGCGCUGGCCUCGCGGUUCGAGAGCGUUGUUCUCGUCGAUGCGGAUGCCGUCUUUUUCCAGCCCCCGGAAGUACUCCUCGAGCAUGACGCGUUCCUUCGAUCGGGAUCCCUCCUCUUUCACGACCGACUGCUGUGGAAACACCGCUUUGCCGACCGCCACGAAUGGUGGAGAGACCAGAUCCGACGCCCGAGUCCAGCGAUGAACGUAUCCCGCGUGUGGACAGAGGACUACGCUGAAGAGGGCGACUCGGGGCUAGUGGUCAUGGACAAGAGCCGCGUCGAUGUCCUGGUUGGCUUGCUUCAUGUCUGUUGGCAGAACACACACGCGGUACGCGAGGAAGUGACAUAUAGAAUCACCCACGGAGACAAGGAGAGCUGGUGGAUGGGCAUGGAGCUCGCCGGCGCCGGUUAUGAGUUCUCGUCGCAUUACGGCGGAAUUGUCGGGUGGACAGACAUGGAUGGAGACCGUCCGAGGGUUUGCAGCUUCGUGAUCGCUCAUGUUGAUGCAAAGGAUCAACUGCUGUGGUGGAACGGAAGCCUCUUGAAAAACAAGGGAGUCCCAGAGAUGACGAAAGUGUACGACAUCCCGACGAACUGGAUGAUCGAUGCCGAAUGGCUGAAGGGCGACACGAAGCAGGACAUGAGCUGUAUGAUUGGAGGCGAGGUUCGCAACCUCACGAAUGAUCAAACCCAUACAUUGGAGAGAUCAGUGGAAUUGGCGAAGCGCGUCGAUGCUACCUUGCUGCCUCCGGAGGGAAUGGAUAUUGUAUAG
Messenger RNA from Aspergillus steynii IBT 23096, 1320 nucleotides. RefSeq lists its product as uncharacterized. Gene Ontology annotation, molecular function: alpha-1,3-mannosyltransferase activity. Gene Ontology annotation, cellular component: Golgi apparatus. The record is from RefSeq and is a predicted model, not a curated record. The transcript has a single exon. Gene Ontology annotation, biological process: protein O-linked glycosylation. Bases 1 to 1320 code for a protein of 439 amino acids. NCBI's taxonomy places the organism in Eukaryota, Fungi, Ascomycota, Eurotiomycetes, Eurotiales, Aspergillaceae.